AUGAAGAAGAUCGAGAAAAACAAAGAAACGUUGCUUAAUGAGGCUUACAAGUGGAUCUUCGACUCGAAGGCGUACCAAGCAUUCACGAAUUGGAGCAAUACUGGCUCUACGCUACUGCCGUCGUGUCGACUGUUGUGGAUUAAGGGUCACGCCGGUACAGGGAAGACAAUGCUCUUAAUGGGCAUCAUUCGUGAACUCUCAAGCCACUCCGCCACGCUUGCACCCAAAGUCUCUCACUUUUUCUGUCAAGGCACAGUCAAGGCUUUGAACAGUUCAACAGCCACCUUGAGAUCUCUGAUCUGGUUGCUCCUUGUACAGCAGCCGCAUCUCAUCUCUCACCUGCGUUUAACGCACGGGAAUGCGGGUGUUUCCCUUUUCGAAGGCGACUGUGCAUUCAUUUAUCGAUCUGAUGCUUUUGAGAUGUAUUUCGUGGUCGAUGCCCUUGACGAGUGUCAGCAGGACCUAAACAAUCUCAAGAAGCUUAUUUUGACUUCCCUUACCAUCUCUGAUAGAGUGAAGUGGCUGGUCUCGAGCCGUCUAACGGUCAAGCUUAAGACUCCAGAAACGGAAGCGCACGUUAAAGCGAAAGUCUGUAAACGAGCCGAGAAUACUUUUCUUUGGGUGGCUCUCGUGUUUAAGGAACCUGACAUGGAGGAUGAAAAUCAGAUUCUCUUGCAUGGAUCGUAUGCUCUCAACAUCGUCAAGGAGACCCCUUCUAGUUUAUCGAAGCUAUACGAUGACUUAAUGGGUAGGAUCGAAAAGGGGAAGAUGCUGGAUCCGCAAUAUUGCAAAAAUAUCCUGUUGGCUGCUAUUCUUGCAGUCCGUCCUCUCACCCUCCCUGAGCUUGAGGUGCUCGCUCAGCUACCAAAGAAUAUGGACCCACGAACGAUGGUAAUCAGGGGUUUCGUAGCGGAAGGGUGUGGCUCUAGCGUCCUAGAGAGCAUGUAUCGUACCGGUGUCGGCGAUAUCCGGUUCCCUUGGCUCUGGGUUUCCUGUCCUCCAAAAACGGACACCACAUCCUCCAUUUUUGGAGGCAUUGAAACCCCGGGGAAGAGCUUAACGGGAUCGUGA
This is a messenger RNA of Metarhizium acridum CQMa 102, 1071 nucleotides long. Lineage: Eukaryota; Fungi; Ascomycota; Sordariomycetes; Hypocreales; Clavicipitaceae. The record is from RefSeq and is a predicted model, not a curated record.